Pieris macdunnoughi is the source of this 2307-nucleotide messenger RNA. The record is from the annotation of a GenBank genome assembly. NCBI's taxonomy places the organism in Eukaryota, Metazoa, Arthropoda, Insecta, Lepidoptera, Pieridae.
AUGUGGCUAAUGGUUCCCGCGUUACUGUGUCUGGUAUCGAAUUCGGUGGCGGAAUGGCGUUGUCCAGAGCUUAGUGCGCGACCAUCAGCCGAGUGUUCGUGCGAUCUACCUCACACACUUCGCUGCGCAGGAGAUCAUACCGCCCUACAGAUAAUAGGCCGACAUCUUCGCGAAAAGAGAGGAAGAAAUAAGAAUUCAGCUGUCUCGCUCUUGGACUGUGCUCUGCGCGGCGUGACGUCACUCCCCUCUGCCUCAGUGGCAGAACUUGCAGGAGUAGGACUUCACGGUUUAGUGAUAUCUUCUGGGGACAUUAAACGGGUACAACAAGGGGCAUUCACGAGUAUUGCUAGUACUUUAUUGGCCUUAGGUCUUCCAAAUAACCAACUACCAUCAGUACCUACGGAAGCUUUAUCAAACUUAGGUUAUUUAGACCGAUUAGAUCUUUCAAAUAACAAAAUUCACGCGUUGGAUGGAAACUCGUUUAAGGGUCUUCAAAAUCUAACUUAUCUCGACAUAAACGACAAUCAGCUGACGAGUAUAUCGCCCGAGGCUUUCAAGCCCCUAAUCAAAUUAUCAGUUUUGAGGUUAAGAGGAAACCUCCUUAAAGUAUCAGCCUUAUCUUCGCUCAAGGGGGCUAAAUCGUUGAAAGAGUUAGAUAUAUCGAGCAAUGCAUUGGAAGGGCCUGUGGGACCCACAACACUGCCGACCUUAUGGGUAUUGGAGACCCUACACCUGUCAGACAAUACAUUCGCGAGUAUACGGCGUGGCGCUUUGGCAGGUCUCGCAAAUCUUACACAUCUAAAUCUUCAUAACAAUCAAAUAGACGUAUUGGAGGACUACGCAUUUCGACAACUCAUUAACUUAACACAUCUCGAUUUAUCACAUAAUGAGAUCGUUUCCGUUUCUGGUGCCUCACUAGCGCAGCUAACGAACCUAGUUCAUCUGGAUUUAUCCCACAAUUUUUUACGUUCACUUUCUGCGGAGCCUCUACGGUCGCUCUACGAUCUCACCGAGCUGCUGUUACACGAUAAUGACAUUUCGAUUAUUGAAGAUGGGGCACUAGGACUACAUAAAAAUCUUAGCCGGUUUACUAUUGAAGAUAAUCCUCUUAAUUGCGAUUGCUUAAUGGCUGGCUUUGCCCGGUGGUUACGGGAAGCAAAAAACGUCUCUCAAACCGAUAAGGCUUCAGUGGUCUGUGCGACCCCACCUCAUUUGGAGGGGGCGUUAUUGGGAAGGCUGUCGAAAAAUAAGUUAUGUGACGACUUCGAACACGUGGAUAUGAAGGAGGAUGUGUACGAUUAUAGUAAGGUGAUGAUAAACUCGAUAGAUGAUGAAAUAUACAGUGAUAAACGCGAUGGAUUAGAUGAUGAUGUUUAUGACGAAGAAUUAGAUGUGCCAGGCGAAGAGGAUUUGCCAAUUUCGACAGAUCAGGUACAGUUACUAGACGCCUGGUAUGACGAUGAAGAGGUUCACCUAUCAUGGUCAGUAGAACCUCCGUCCACUCGACGCUUCAGAUGUACUGGGGUGACAGCAUCUAAAGGAGGUGGUCUGGCGAAGCAUGUUGCUUGUCAUCGAGCUCCACCCACUAACGUAAUAUUACGGGGGUUAAAAAUUGAUCCACUAGAGAUGUAUACAUUCUGCAUUGCACUCGAAGAGAUGGAUGCGAAAGAUGUGCCAAUGGCAUUGGUACUUGGAUGUGGUUUGCCACAGUUGGUACGACAAAGAGCGAGCUACGUCACAGUGAGGACUACUGUAGCUACACUACCACCCGAACCUGAUAUACGUGUCUCAGAGGUUCGAUCCAACGUAACAAGCGAUGGAGUUCUCACAGUCUUGAUAUCGGUAAUGGGUCUCCCUUUACGUUCAUUACGGUCCCAGCGUCUCUCGGACCACUAUCCCCACUGCUAUGUCGUAUUAGCAGUUCUAUCCAGGGGCUCAUUGGUAGCGCAAAAAGAUUCGCCUUGUCAAGAGACCUUAGCAAUUUUCAUGGAAGGAUUCAUUACCGGUCCAUAUGAAGUCUGCGCUACAAUAUCACGGAAGAAAGAUAAGUCCCAGCCUAUAUGCAUUGUACCUCAAAUGCUGGAACCAUUGGGGUCCGAAAUGAAAUCUGGAGUCAAAGGUCUUAAUACAGCUUUAAUUGGUGUUGCGUUAGGUUUAAUGGUGAUUGUCGUCGGUUUGGUCUGGUUUGUUAGGAAAAUGCUGAAAAAGCCAGUAGACUUUCAGCCCCAUAGAUGCUUCAGGUCUGAACAGGCGCAAGAGGAGACAAGGGCUAGUUAUGUCAUGUUGACUGCUACGUCUAAGGUUUGA